Molecule: messenger RNA, 2170 nt
Organism: Pollicipes pollicipes
Lineage: Eukaryota; Metazoa; Arthropoda; Thecostraca; Pollicipedomorpha; Pollicipedidae
Product: isovaleryl-CoA dehydrogenase, mitochondrial
Exons: 9
Coding region: 77-1354 (425 amino acids)
Biological process (GO): L-leucine catabolic process
Cellular component (GO): mitochondrion
Molecular function (GO): 3-methylbutanoyl-CoA dehydrogenase activity; flavin adenine dinucleotide binding
Source: RefSeq, a predicted model, not a curated record
UGUAUUGAGGCCGGGACAGCGCCGGGGAGGGCAGCAGGGAUAUUAAUCACUUUUGGUUGCUUUUGUCAGUAAAAGGAUGUCUUUGUUCCGCUGCAGCAAUUUGCUGCGCAUGUCAGCCUCCCUCAGGCAGGCAUGCGUACCACAUAAAGUUAGUCCAACAUCAGUAAGGUGCUUCUCUCUAUAUGAGGUCGAUGAUGUGAUGUUCGGGUUGAAUGAGGAUCAGCAACAGCUGCGGCAAAGUGUGAAGGGAUUUUUCCAGAAGGAGCUGGCUCCUUAUGCAGAUGAAAUUGACAAGAAAGAUGAUUGGGAUAAGAGAAAGGAGUUUUGGCGCCAGCUGGGCAAGAUGGGCCUGCUGGGCAUCACGGCCAGCGCCGACUUCGGCGGCUCCGGGAUGGGCUACCUGGACCACUGUCUGGUGAUGGAGGAGAUGUCGCGCGCCGCCGGCGGCGUGGCGCUCAGCUACGGCGCGCACUCCAACCUCUGCAUCAACCAGAUCAACCGGCACGGCACGACCCAGCAGAAGGAGCGCUACCUGCCCAAGCUAUGCUCCGGCGAGCACUUCGGCGCGCUGGCGAUGUCGGAGGCGGGCAGCGGCUCGGACGUCGUGUCCAUGAAGACGCGCGCCGAGCGCAAGGGCGACGGCUACGUCCUGAACGGCACCAAGUUCUGGAUCACCAACGGCCCCGUCGCCGACGUGCUGGUGGUGUACGCCAAGACGGACCUGACAAGCAAGCCGCAGCACGGCAUCACGGCGUUCGUGAUUGAGCGCGGCCAGCCGGGCUUCUCGACCUCGCCGAAGCUGGACAAGCUGGGCAUGCGGGGCUCGCCCACCUGCGAGCUCGUGUUCGAGGACUGCUUCGUGCCCGACUCUCAGGUGCUGGGCGCGGUGGGCAAGGGCGUCUACGUGCUCAUGACCGGGCUGGACCUGGAGCGGCUGGUGCUGGCGGCAGGACCCGUCGGACUGAUGCAGGCCGCCUGUGACGUCACGUUCGACUACUGCCACCAGCGCAAGCAGUUCGGCCAGCCGAUCGGUCACUUCCAGCUGAUGCAGGGCAAGCUGGCCGACAUGUACUGCGACACGAACGCCUGCCGCGCCUACCUGUACAGCGUGGCGCGCGCCUGCGACCGCGGCCACGUGGCCGGCAAGGACUGCGCAGGCGUCAUCCUGUACUGCGCCGAGAAGGCCACCCAGGUGGCGCUGCAGGCGGUGCAGGCGCUCGGCGGCAACGGCUACAUCAACGAGUACCCGACGGGCCGGCUGGUGCGAGACGCCAAGCUGUACGAGAUCGGUGCCGGCACCAGCGAGGUGCGCCGACUGGUGAUCGGGCGCGCGCUCAACGCCGAGUACAAGUGAAGCGCCGCCCGGCCGCGGCGACGCCGGCGGGCGGAGGCGGGCGCGUGCUGAGGUCGGCACCGCCGGCUGGUGGCCCGGGUCGCCUGGCUGACCCUUGCUGUACCCUUGAGGUCAAGGCUGGGCUGCCGCGGACGCAGACCGCUGGGGACGAACGCUGGCGAGAGAUGGCUGGAUAUGCCUCGUACGUUCGUCUCGUACGUUAUCGACAGCAAGGCCCCGUGGUGAUGGGCGUCAAGUGACCGCUGCAGUUGACGCACCCGUAAAACCGCAGCGUCGUGUCGACCUCGUGAUGACCUUAGCAGCUGUGGGUGCAGUGUGACCUCGGCGAUUGACUCGCUCGGAAGCGUCGAUAAACAACGAACAAGACGUCAGGAGGUCGUGUAGUCGGUGGGAGCUGUGUUGCGAGACGUACGGAAACUGGACGGGUGUGGAGAUAUACCGCUGGAUGCCAAGUCUCGGUGCUUGUGAUAACAUGCGUUAGUGCGUAUUGAGUGAGACAUUUAGAAGUACGUCGUCGAUGAUGAUACCGAUCUGCUAUAUUUUUGUUAGUUGCGUUUCGAAACGGUCAUUGGAGCCAGUGCAAUACAUACGGGUGGUAGAAUGCUCGUUUCUAUCUAGGUUGCGGUUUCUGUUUGUAUUUAUGCAUGCUUUGUGUUUGAGAGCGUAUAGUGAGAUACCUUUAGGUGAGCUUUUUGCGAGAUCGCCGUGUAUAGAUAUGGUCUUCCGUGUCUGUGUGUGAAUUACAAACCACUCCUUAGGCGGAUGGAAUAUAAAACUGUUUUGAAAGGACGUUGAAUAGACGUAUUCUCAGAAACA